Messenger RNA from Lolium perenne, 1091 nucleotides. RefSeq names its product transcription factor LAX PANICLE 1-like. Gene Ontology annotation, biological process: regulation of DNA-templated transcription. Lineage: Eukaryota; Viridiplantae; Streptophyta; Magnoliopsida; Poales; Poaceae. Gene Ontology annotation, molecular function: DNA-binding transcription factor activity; protein dimerization activity. The record is from RefSeq and is a predicted model, not a curated record.
UACCUCGAUCUAGGGUUGAAACCAGCAAGGAGCACACAGUGUUUCCCUUUCCACACCUAGCCGCGCAUCCUUCCUAGCCAGCCGCCAUGGAUCCAUAUCAGUACGAAAGCAUGUAUGACCCACGCGGUUGUGGCUUUCCCAUCCACCCGCAGCCGCCCUACCUCAUCCACCACCCGGUCGCCGCGCUCUCGGAGAGCAGGAUGAGGGGCAGUGCCGGGCGGCGCCGCCCAGGCGCUAAGCUCUCCACGGACCCCCAGAGCGUGGCGGCGCGGGAGCGCCGUCACCGGAUCAGCGACCGCUUCCGCGUGCUCCGCAGCCUCGUGCCCGGCGGCAGCAAGAUGGACACCGUGUCCAUGCUGGAGCAGGCCAUCCACUACGUCAAGUUCCUCAAGACGCAGGUCAGCCUGCACCAGGCCGCGCUCGUGCAGCACGAGGAGGGAUGCGGUGAUGGCCAUGAGUUCGCUGGCGUCGCCGUCGGUCGUGGCGCGGAUGGUGAGGUGACGGCGAUGCAGCUUCCAGGAAUGCAAGCUCUGCAGGAGGUGAUGAGCAUCUACCACUCCGGAGCUCUUCAGCAGGUGGAAGAGCUUGAUCUUGAUCUCGGCCCAGGACAGAUGAGCAGUGCUCACGAUCUGCCUCCUUUGCCUCCCUGCGUCUUUGAUGAAGAGUCUGCAGGAGCGUGCUACUCCGUGGGCACUCUCCAAGGCGAUGAGAUCACUCACGGCCACGGACCUUAUUAGCUCGCUAAUUAGUUAGCUACUAGUAUGGCAUGCAGUACUAGUUUCUGUAGGUUGUCUCUCUAAGGAUUUGGUGAGUCGGGUGGUACCUCCGUAGCAACUAUACUUGCUACCCAGUUAGCCUAAUUAGCUCUUUCCUCUUGGCAUGCAUGCUUCUGUCGCUGAUUGAUCCAAGUGAUCACAGAAGGCAGACUUAUUUUCCUGCCUCCAGUCUCUCCAUGUUUAGUAGUAGUACAUCCUUAAAAGUUAAGGUCCAUAGCGAGGCAGCUUAAGGUGUCAUAUGCAUUAUGAUUCUGCUCCAGCUUGUAUGUUUGCUUGAUAUUCCGUUGUCUUGUAGUACUCCGUACUAUUUUAUCA